Molecule: messenger RNA, 3378 nt
Organism: Mixia osmundae IAM 14324
Lineage: Eukaryota; Fungi; Basidiomycota; Mixiomycetes; Mixiales; Mixiaceae
Exons: 6
Coding region: 1-3378 (1125 amino acids)
Biological process (GO): cytoskeleton organization
Cellular component (GO): cell division site; cytoplasmic side of plasma membrane; cytoplasm
Molecular function (GO): phospholipid binding; protein binding
Source: RefSeq, a predicted model, not a curated record
AUGGCACAGCAAGGCCACUCUCGCUACUUCAACGGUAGCUCAGGCGCAGCGCAGUCAAGGUCAUUCGCUGGCCAGGGCGUAAGCUCUCCUGCACAGCCAUCAGCACGAGACAGCGACCCGUACGAGCAGAGCAGGGCCAUGAGCAGCUACAACAGAUCGGGAUCGCCCCAGUCUGCUGGCAAUGCCUCACGUCUGACCGGCGGCUACUCCCAGCAAGCCAAUCCGAGUGCACAGCAGGCCAGAAAUCCGUACGAGACCGGCCAGCCAGGCCAGAGACAGUCGUACUUGUCUCAGCAACCACUACAGCAGCCACAACAGUCCGCUCAGACAAGACGCCAGAGCUAUAUCACGCCGGGCACAGUCGGGCAGGAGCCAGACGAGGAUGUGGAGCCUGACAGACGGCGACGGUCUCACUCUCAGCGGCCUGAAGAGGCAGACGAGCCUACCAUCGGAGGAGCAGGGUCCGAAGCAGAAGAUGAGUUCUGCAACUCCUUCUGGGACGACAAAGGCUUCGAGACCGUCCUCGCCCGUAACAAGUCGGGAACGCGUGCGCUCGAUGAUCUCGCGCGCUUCUACAAAGAAAGAGCGAGCAUCGAAGAAGACUACUCAAAGCGUCUCACAAAGCUAGCACGCUUCACUCUUGGCAGGGACGAGGUCGCUCAAACAAAGGCCGCUAACGACCGGGUUCGCUACGAGAUGGACGCCUCGGCUCGAGUACAUGGCGAGCUCGCUAGAUGGAUCAGGAGCUCGCUCGAGAGCAAAGUGCGCGAAUUUGAUGCUAUUCGGGAGCAAAAGCGCAAAAAUCCCCAGAGCUCCAUUGAACGUGCUUACAAAGCAAAACGAUCGCACGAAGACUAUGUUGCACACGCGAAGGAGAAGUACAAGAAGGAUUGCAUCGCCAUCAGCAGCUUGACAGCCCAGUCAAGUCUCAGUCGUCCCAAGGAUUACGACAAAGUUGCCACACGCCUCGAGAAGGCUCAGCAGACUGUUGCAGGCAACGAACGCGACUAUAAGACCUAUCUAGGCGCACUCAAAGAUACCUCUGCCAAAUGGAACGUUGAAUGGAAGGCCUUCUGCGACCUCACCCAGGACCUUGAAGAGGAGCGCCUCGACUUCAUACGCAACUCUAUCUGGGACUAUGCCAAUGGCGUCAGCUUGAUCUGUGUCAGUGACGACGAGUCGUGCGAGAACAUGCGCCAAUCGCUUGAGUCUUGUGAUACUGCUCGGGACAUCGCCGCCUUUGUGCAGCAGGCGAGAACGAGCAGUUCCGUCAUCGAUCCGCCCGAGUACGUAGACUAUGGACGUGGACAGUACGAUCCGCCCGCAUCAAGAAUGAGAAUUGCGCGCUUCCCUCGAUCGAGCGGCAAAUCACCUUUAGCCGCUAGCGAUGCGCUUGCGGUUUUGACAGAAGUCGUCAGACGUGGCGAUGAUGCCGCCAAGAUUGCUCCUCCGCCCACCGAUUCGGGCAGUCGACCGCCUUCUGGUCUAGACAACCCCAUUCGUACGCCCGACCUGGCAGGAGACGGGCCACGCACAAGCAGCUAUGCCGACAAGUCAAGGGCUGACACGCCCGGCGCCUCCCCUGUCCGCGAGGUUGCUACGAACCAAUUUGCUGCUGACGAUGUGGCUCGGCCUCCCUCGCGAGGCGCCAAUGUUGCUGCAAGCUCGAGUCAGACGAACCCUUUUGCCAAUCUAGUUAGACCACCUUCGCGAAAUGCGCAGACAGAGGUGAAGCCUAAUCGUUACAGUCAGCCAGUCGAUUCGUCAGCCAAGUGGGGUAAUGCCACGUUGAGUUCAGCUCAGCGAGAUUCCGUCCGAGCAGCUACGAAAGAUUCGACUUCGAGAUCUCGACGCAAUAGUGCAGCUUCCGCAGGUCCCCCUCUCGAAUUUGCCGCUCGGGCACCAUCGCCAUCAAGCAAAGAGGAAGUGCUGGAAGAUCCCCUCGUAAAGGCCUUGGCAGACUUGCGCAGUCCCAGUGCUGGCACUGGCUUCAAGACCUCUACUGCCAGCCGGAAUUCAAUAUACGCGCCUUCCGGCAGCGUUGCGGGCGGAACAGUGCGCAGACCGCUGUCCCGCGGCCCGGGAUCAAUCAGCAAUUCGCCUGCCCAGUCUACGCAAGCACAAAUGCAAGCUCAGGCUCGGCAGUCUUACGGUGCCCCGGCUAGUAUGUCUGCACGAGACGAAGCACCUUUGUCUGGGCCCGUUGCAGCUAUGAUGUACCGACCCGAAUCGCCAGCAAAAGGCGUCAGCGCAGAGGUGCUCGGCUCUUACGGGCAAUCGCUGCCCGGCGAGCAUCGCGAGAGGCGCAUGUCGAAUGCUUCACGACCGGGCUCUCGCAUGUCCGAUCGGAAUUACGGCAGCGAUAUGGGUCACGAGGGCAGACGGUCUCAGGUCGGCUACGCUCAGCCCGGCCAGAUCUUCCACCACUCGCAGCCCUCACAGGGAAGCUCGGUCGGCUUUGCCGGAGUGGGCACGGUCUCUAAUCAGUAUGGCCAAUCGCCGGUGCAGCAUCCUCAAGCUUCGCCUGGGCGGAACCAAGCUCAAGCACGUCAAGGUCAAUACGUCGGACCGCCGCCUGGCGCAUACGGCGGCUCGCCGCAGCAGCCGGAGAUGGUUACCCGACCUUCGCAAGGCUCGCAGAGUAGUCAUAGCUAUCAACGGCCGAUCAAGCAGGAAUCGCCCGGCCCAGCACCCGCAACUGCGUCGGCGCUCUACCCUCAGACACAAGCACAGCAGUACCAAGCGCAGUAUCAGGCGCAGCAAGAGGCCCAACGUCUUCAGCAGCAGCAGCAGCAGCAGCAGCAGCAGCAGCAGCAUCAUCAUCAGCAGCAGCAGCAGCAGUCUGUGCAGCGCAGACAAUCGACUUACAGCGACACUGCUACCCCGCGCGCGUCACAGCAGUUGCCGGGUGCGUACCAGAUUCAGCCACAAGCUGGCUAUGGGCAAGAUCGACCGAUGUCGUACUCGCAGCCUACGCGAGGUCCUCAAGUGGCUGCAGCCCAGGCUGGCUAUGCGCCUCAGACGUCCUAUUCCGGCCCCACACGUGUCAACGGAGCGCCGCAGCAGCCGCAGCAGCAAGCGUACACUCAGCCAGCUCCAGCGCAAGCACCUCAACCGAUGCAGGCUGCACCUCCCCAGAACAUGCCUGCUCCCACAGGACAAUACACCGAGACUGGUCAUCCUAUUCUCUUUCACGUGCAAGCGCUCUAUGACUAUGCUGCAACCAUCGAGGAAGAAUUCAGCUUCACACAGGGCGACGUCAUUGCAGUCUGGGCAACUUCCGACGACGGCUGGUGGAGCGGCGAGCUACUCGACGAAGACCGUCGGAGGAUCGGCGGGCCGCUGUUCCCUUCGAAUUUUGUCAGUCUCUUGUCGUAA